Molecule: messenger RNA, 2682 nt
Organism: Polyodon spathula (Mississippi paddlefish)
Lineage: Eukaryota; Metazoa; Chordata; Actinopteri; Acipenseriformes; Polyodontidae
Exons: 3
Coding region: 487-1656 (389 amino acids)
Source: RefSeq, a predicted model, not a curated record
UAAAUGCUUCCUUCACAUGUUUUGUUGUGUAAUUGUAUUGUUUAUGCUGUAUUCAAUAUUUUUAUUUUUAAAUCACGUGCCAAGCGUGCAUUCCACAGCGAAGCAGCUGUGAGCGCAGUUGAAAUCGGUCUCUUUGCUUUCAACCUGCUAUACACAAGAUGGACCGGUCCAGUUUCUUUAAUUAUUUGUACCACUCGAGAGGCACCUUCCAGGACUUCGCGGAAAAGUACUCCAGUCAUUUGAAACUGUUACAGCCCCUGCUUUUACGUCAUAUACUGCGCUGCUUGCAUUAAUGGAUAGAAUUAGUUUCACUUUCAGUGCCACAGCAAACGCCUUGCUAACGGGAUUUCUAGCUUUCUGUGCUUAAGGAAACAAGGGACUUGUUCCUGAAUGCCUCUGGAUAUCCAUAUAUGAUUAACUGAGAAACCACUGGGGGACUGGUUGAAUGUGUUGCCUGUACAGGUGCUUAAUCGACUAAGCCAGAAGAUGGAUGGCAUUCCAGUAUUGUCUCAGCUUAAGUCAUUUGUGCAGUGGUCUACGGGGGACAGUAAAGGAGCUGAAAAGACACAAAAUAAUUUUUUGAAGCUCUGCCCGGUGGUAUCCCAGGGCACAUCAGCAAUUCAGGCGAUAAUGGGCGAUAACGAAGGUGCCAGAAAAACACAGAUGGAGUUCCUGGAAGGUGUAAAUGGCAUGGUGAAUUCUGUGCCAGUUGUUGGACAUGCAAAAGGUGUAUUCCAUUACAUAUGUGGUGACAAGGAAUGUGGUGAUGAUGCUAUGAAAGCUGCAUCCCAUACUACGGCUGUUAUUGGGGGAGGGGUAGGGGGUUUUCUGAUGGGUGGUCCAGUGGGAGCAGCAUUAUUAGGAGCAGUGGGGGGAGCAUUAAUGGACGAAGUUAUUAGUGUAGGUGAGAUUGCUGUAAACGGUGAAAAUGCCAAGCCAUAUGGCUUUGUUGACAAUGUAUUCCGCAUUGUGAAGGACCCAAAGAAUGGAGGCAACUAUGUAGACCUGACUGGUGCUAUAGUUCUUGAUGGUAUGGCAGGAUAUGCAGCUGGGCAAGGGAUAGGAAAAAAAAUUGAGUAUAAAUUAGAUAAAACAAAGCUUGCAAAAUCUGUUGGAAAAGAUGCUGCUAAUCAAAUCAUAGAUGCUGGAGAAAAAAUGCGCGAUAUUCAUGCCAAGAAUAAUAUAAAACAGAGCAAGCCUCAUGUGUUAACAAAAGUCACAGACCUUGAAACGGGCAAGACUUUUGAAGGUCAUAAUAAACAAAUACGCCAGGCUAUUAAGAACAAGAACCACAUGACAAAUGGAUCAUCAGAAUUACAAAAGAGAGUGCCUGAUGCCAGGAAGGUAAUUAGCAGGAAUCCUACUGCAUGUGCAGAGCACCAGGCCUAUAAUGGUUUAUACGCAGAACGUCCUAAUGCUUCACCUGCUGAAAUAAGAGGUGUGAGUGUCAAAAUGCACAAUAAAUUAAAAAGGCCUGUUACCGUUGCACGUUGUGUAAAUUGCAAAGAAUUCGAUUCUGCUAUGGGGUCAGUUCCUACUGAUCUCUUGAGUGAAACACCUGUUCCAAUAAGAGUGAGCUAUGGCAAAGCAUCUCUCGUGACUGCUGCAGGAGUAGGAGUCAACGUUUUGACUAAGAAAUCAUCUGGCCAAAUUUGAGAAUCAUCCGGCCAAAUUUAUAUUUCACUCGGGCCCUGAGCGCCCGUCAUAUCACCAUCAUCAUACAUUCACUGUCAUUCAUUUAAUGGGAUUCUCCGUGCUGAAUUGGACUAUUUGCUUCUGUUCUUACAUUUCUUAUUCUUAAUAAGAGUCUGCAUUCGUUCGUUACACUGGCCUCGGCGUUAUCUGGUUGACUGGUCUUCUAAUCUUCAAAGCAAAAGUUGAUACAGCAUGCCAUUUUGCCUCGUUCUCAUAGCCAAGAGUGGUGCAGAAAUGGGUAUCAUUUGAAAGUUUAUAUUAGAUUACUAUAAUUGGGAUUCCACAUCCUGUUAACCUGCAAUGGCGAUUGAAACACUGUACCGUUUGGGUAACAAAAUGUCUGUUGACAACACAGGAGUGAUUAAAGGGUUAAACUUAUUUUUGUAUAAUUGCGCACCAUCUGCAAACUGUAACAUGAAGAUGAAAAGGGAGUAAACUGGCAUGGUAACCUACGAAAGAUGAUUAUUAAUAGACUGGCCUGGUCUCCAUGAGAAUGCAGCUAACACAAGGCCCUAAAGAGACUGGUUUCCUGUUUUAUUGGAAGCAAAUGGUAUGGGUGUAGGUUUGUAAAGAGGUCUCAAAAUCAGAGACGGGCCACGGUGUGUUUGGACAACAAAGAAGAGCAGUGAACAACAACUGACAAUAAUAAUAAAUAUAGAAUACAUUAAACAGGUGUUAAAUUAACGUGCCAUGGAUUCUAAUUAAAAGCAAUAUACUUUAACAACAGAUUGAUAAAGAAUGAAUUACAAUUUUGUAAUAUUUUACUAAUUAGAAUUCACUGGAUAUAUCCGAUACCUUACUGUAUUUGCUUACUGUUUUAAGAAUAUUAAUAUUCCUAUAGAAAAGACCUGUGUAUGUUUGCUUUUACAUGUAAAUGAUAUUUGCACUGAAGCUGAAAUAUUACCUGAAUAUUAUCCAUUGCUGAAUUUAAUGUACCGAUUCAUGCAAUUAAUAAUAAUUACUUACUGAUAAAAUUCAUAAAAGAUA